Messenger RNA from Sporothrix schenckii 1099-18, 1152 nucleotides. RefSeq lists its product as uncharacterized. The record is from RefSeq and is a predicted model, not a curated record. The coding region runs from base 1 to 1152 and encodes 383 amino acids. The transcript has a single exon. NCBI's taxonomy places the organism in Eukaryota, Fungi, Ascomycota, Sordariomycetes, Ophiostomatales, Ophiostomataceae.
AUGCACCUUUCUGCCAUUUUGGCGGCUCUGGCCGCGACCGGCCCGGCUGGCCUCACCAACACGUUGGACAAAGAGCCACUGCAGCAUCUCACCGUCCCCGAGCCGCUCGCGAAUCUCGGCAUCCAGCGCGCCCGUACCGCCAGCGGACCCUUUUCUGUCCCCGGCAUGGUCGCCAACGACACCAGCGACGACAACGGCAUGGCGACCUUCCAGAGGCCUGCGCUCGUGCCCUGCGUCGACUGUUACAUCACCGGCUUCUCCUUUGACGUGCGCUACGGCGACGGACCCAACGGGUCCGCCGGUGCCAUUGCCAACGUUGACACGGGCAUAUACCUGCACCACGGCGUUCUCGUCAACCUCAACCGCUCCGACACCACCUGCGACAAGCUCGGCGGGGCCAGUAUCCAGCGCAUGUUUGGCGCUGGCAACGAGCGCGGCUACAUCGACCUGACGUCCAACGGCACGCGCCGCGCUGGCUACUACGUCGCACCCGACGAGACCGUGCUGUUAAUCGCCGAAAUUAUGAGCAUGCAAGCUGGCGCGGCGCGGGACGUCUACGUGACGACGACCUGGGACUAUGUGCAGGCGCCCUCGUCGUCGAAUACGACGAAGACAGGCGGUGCUGCUGCUGCUGAACGCUGGGCUCCGGCCGUCCCCGUGUGGCUCGACAUUGACGGCGACUGCGGGACCUAUCUGAACGGCUCCGAGGUGGCCGUGCCGCCGGGCGACGCCGUGUUCUCCUACUCGUCGCCCCAGCCGUGGCAUCCGCAGUCGGGCGCGGGCGGUGCCGCCAAGAACUACAGUGUCCUCGUGUCCGCGAGCCACCUACACGACGGCGCUCUGCAGCUCGACAUUGCCAAGAACGGGGCCACGGUCUGCGAGGGUGUGGCCACCUACGGCGGGACACCCGAAUACGUUAGUCAGGUGCCGGGCCCGGACAUGCCGGGGAUGCCGGGCAUGAGCAUGGGUCCGGUGCCGUUGACACACAUCUCAGCCAUCCACAAGUGUUAUGAUGUGGGCACGACAAGCAGCAGUGACGCGUGGUCCAUCACGGCGCACUACAACUUUACAGCCCAUCCUGGUUUGGAGACGACCAACGGCCUGGCGAAGCCCAUCAUGGGUAUUGCCCUCUUGUUCCUCGCGGAGGAGUAG